Messenger RNA from Naegleria fowleri, 1932 nucleotides. RefSeq lists its product as uncharacterized. The record is from RefSeq and is a predicted model, not a curated record. Bases 1 to 1932 code for a protein of 643 amino acids. Gene Ontology annotation, molecular function: S-methyl-5-thioribose-1-phosphate isomerase activity. The transcript has a single exon. NCBI's taxonomy places the organism in Eukaryota, Heterolobosea, Eutetramitea, Acrasida, Naegleriidae.
AUGGCUUCACAACGAUGGAGACGAGUGACUACUUCUUUCAUUGAAAUUGUUGAUCAACAACUAAGCGGAAAGAAUGAUCAUUAUUCUCCACUUUCAUCAUUUGUAAUACUGUGUAAAAGAUCGGAAAAGGUUAAUUCAUUUCCUCAUCAUUGGGCUGCAUUUUCGGGAUCUAUCGAAAGAAAUUCUCAUUCAGUUGCAAAAUCAACAACACCAACCACAACCUCUUUGUCUUUAGCCAAUACGAAUGAUGUAUCAUCCGUACCAACCGAUAGUUAUAAAUUGAAAGUAGAUAGAACGGAUCAUCCACCGGAAUUUUCUGAAACCUUUAAAGAAAAUGCGUUUGAAUGUGCCAUCAGAGAGUUGGAAGAAGAAACACAGCUUAAAGUUGGAAAGCAUUUGCAGUUUAUUAGAAGCGGAAGAGUUCAAUGGAUACCAAGCAAUACCAAUUCCGAGAAAAAAGGAUUUAUUGUUUAUCCUUUUCUAUUUAGAUUUAACCUCUCAAAUGUGAAUGAAUAUAAGAAUAAUGAAAUAGAUUUUACUUCGCUCUCAAAAAGGGAAUUGGAAGAAUCAAACUUUAAAAUUGACUGGGAACAUGACACUUUUGAAAUUUUCAACGUUGAGAAGUUUUUACGUCAACGUGAUGAUUCACAUUCAGUUCAGCAAGAUUCUCCCUCUCUAACCAAUACUGUUCCUAAUUUGAGAGAAACGCUUCAUCGAGUGUUUUUCACCUCUCAAGAUUAUUCCCUUGAAGAAGAAAUUGACAAACAAAUUGUGAACAAUUUCUCCGAUGGAGCAAGCCAAAUAGCGUUGAAAUCCAUUGAAAUAUUGAAAAAGGGAGUACAAUUGUAUGGAGGUUUGACAUAUGAAGAUAUUCCUGCUUUCUUCAAGUUAAAUAUAAACAAAGGAUCUGAAAAAAACCAUGAAGCAGUUGUGGCACUUUAUAUUUAUGAAAAGCUCAGAGACUUGGUAUGGCAUUUGGAUAACUGCAGAAAAGAAAUGCCUUCUAUUGGAAAUUUAGCCAUCUACAUAUUUCACAAAGCGAUAUAUUUUGAAUACUCAAAGGACACUACCACACAGAAGAAUAAUCAACUUGAUACACUGAAGAAAAUAUUGAAAGGUCAGUCAAUUACAGAGUGGAUUUCAAACAUGGAAAUGAAAAUAGAACAACACCUCAAUCAAGUCAAAGAAAAUUCAAACAAGAUCUCUCAACGGUUUCUUGAAGCCAUUCAGCACACACUUGGACCACUGUCCAAAUUAACAAUCUUGACCCAUAGCUGGAGCAGUAACACAUUGUUCUCUCUUCAUAAGCUCAUGACACAUUACUGCAACAAAUCUGGAGAUGAGUUUGAGUUAACAAUAUUUGUCACAGAAUCCCGACCAGAAAAUGAAGGAUAUAACACCGCAAAACAACUUGUAAGAUAUGCUUCUGAUAUAUCUCGUAACGUAUCAAAUAAGAAGUGCAACAUUAAGGUUCAAGUUUGCACGGAGGCUUCUGUUGGCUAUCUGUGUCGAAAUCAUAUCAUUGAUGCCAUUUUAGUUGGAUCCGACUCUGUUCAAAUGCAGGAUGGCCAUCGAAUUAUCAUUUCCAACAAAACUGGAACUUGCAUGCUUCAUACCAUUGCUGAGGCCUUUAAAAUACCUUUCUUUGUAUUGACAGAUUCUCUCAAAUUUAAGUCAAAAGAAACACUGAAUGAUGAAGAGGAUAUGAUGACUAGGACUCUACAUGAAUGUGCACACAUGAACGUACAGUGUUCUGAACAAGAAGAAGCUGAUCUUCCCAAGAUCUUCAAGCAGCCGCUUUUUGAGACUGUUUUCAUCGAUUAUAGCCAACCAGAAAAGAGCAAGACACAGUUAAUUUUCGAAUGUGACAAAUCCUUACAGGACAUUCAAUCGGAAUUUGAUUCAUGGAGAGAAGAUGUUUAUGGGUUGUAG